AUGGCAAGGCGAGGUAAGACAGUGGUGAGGACGCUGGAAGAUUUGACCCUGGAUUCUGGUUAUGGUGGUGCUGCGGACUCAGUCCGGUCCUCCAACUUGUCCCUGUGCUGUUCGGAUUCCCACCCGGCUUACUCCUAUGGAGGAAACUGCUGGCAGCAUCUAGCUGACUCCAUGCACAGUAGGCACAACAGCUUUGACACUGUCAACACGGUCCUAGUGGAAGACUCCGAGGUGCUGGACUGCUCGGGGCAGCAGUGCUCCAGGCUGCUGCCUGACCUUGAGGAGGUCCCUUGGACUCUGGAGGAGGUGGAGGCGCUGCUCCUGCUGCGGCACAGGGAGCCCCGCGGGCCGGCGGCCAUCCCCGCUAGCCCUGCCAGAGAUGCCCUGGCCAAGCUCUCCACCUUGGUCAGCCGGGCGCUGAUCCGGAUCGCCAAGGAGGCUCAGCGGCUGAGCCUGCGGUUUGCCAAAUGCACCAAGUACGAGAUCCAGAGCGCCAUGGAGAUCGUCCUGGACUGGACGCUGGCCUCCAGCUGCACGGCGGCCGCCCUGGGCGCCCUCUCCCUCUACAACAUGAGCAGCAGCGGCGGGGACCGCUUCAGCCGGGGCAAAUCCACCCGCUGCGGGCUCACCUUCUCGGUGGGCAAGUUCUACCGCUGGAUGGUGGACAGCCGGGUGGCCGUUCGCAUCCACGAGCACGCCGCCAUCUACCUGACCGCCUGCCUGGAGAACCUCUUCCGAGACAUCUACGGGCGGGUGAUGGCGGGGGGCAGCGCCUCGGCCCACCCGCACCCCAACCGGGGCUCGGGCUCCGGCUCCGGCUCGGCCGCCGCCGCUGGCGCGGAGAAGGACAAGGAGAGCGGCGGCGGCGAAGCGCCCAAGUUUACGGUGGAGUCUCUGGAGCAGACGGUCAACAACGACGCGGAGCUGUGGGGCUUGCUGCAGCCCUACCAGCACCUCAUCUGCGGGAAGAACGCCAGCGGUGUUCUCUGCCUGCCAGACAGUCUGAACCUUCACAAAGACCAACAAAGGUCAAAUAAGCCAGGCGAAGUACAGAUGUUUAGCCAAUCAGAGUUAAGGACCAUAGAGCAAUCCUUGCUCGCUACCCGGGUGGGAAGCAUUGCCGAACUCAGUGAUCUGGUGUCUCGAGCAAUGCAUCACCUCCAGCCACUCAACUCAAAGCAGCAUGGCAACGGCACUCCAAUGCACCACAAGCAGGGAUCGCUAUACUGGGAACCCGAGGCGUUGUACACACUCUGUUAUUUUAUGCAUUGUCCACAGAUGGAAUGGGAAAACCCUAAUGUUGAGCCUUCAAAAGUCACACUGCAGAUUGAAAGGCCAUUCAUAGUGCUGCCACCCCUGAUGGAAUGGAUAAGGGUUGCUUUGGCUCAUGCAGGGCACCGUCGCAGUUUCUCUGUGGACAGUGAUGAUGUACGGCAAGCAGCAAGGCUCUUACUACCUGGAGUUGACUGUGAACCUCGACAGUUAAAAAUCGACGACUGCUUCUGUGCUUCUCGAAAACUGGACGCGGUAGCCACAGAAGCUAAAUUCAAGCAGGAUCUGGGAUUCCGAAUGCUGAACUGCGGCCGAACGGAUCUAGUUAAACAGGCCAUAUCUUUGCUGGGGCCAGAUGGAAUUAACAGCAUGAGUGAACAGGGCAUGACUCCACUGAUGUAUGCUUGUGUCAGGGGUGAUGAGGCUAUGGUGCAGAUGCUACUAGAUGCUGGAGCAGAUUUGAAUGUUGAGGUUGUCAGUACUGCUCAUAAAUAUCCAUCCGUCCACCCCGAGACCCGCCAUUGGACAGCUCUGACAUUUGCUGUGUUGCAUGGACAUAUUCCUGUAGUUCAGCUAUUGCUGGAUGCUGGAGCAAAAGUAGAAGGUUCUUUAGAGCAAGGAGAGGAAAAUUACUCGGAAACUCCUUUGCAACUGGCAGCAGCUGCUGGAAAUUUUGAACUGGUGACUUUGCUGUUGGAGCGAGGUGCUGACCCCAUGAUAGGAACAAUGUACAGAAAUGGAAUUUCCAUGACUCCACAAGGUGACAUGAACUCUUUCAGUCAGGCUGCUGCACAUGGACACAGGAAUGUGUUUCGUAAGCUGCUUGCUCAGCCAGAGAAAGAGAAGAGUGAUAUUCUGUCCCUGGAGGAAAUACUGGCUGAGGGAACUGACUUGGCAGAUGCUGCACCAGCUCCUUUGUGCGCCAGCCGCAACAGCAAGGCCAAACUGAAAGCACUGAAAGAAGCCAUGUACCACAGCGCCGAGCAUGGAUAUGUGGAUGUCACUAUUGACAUAAGGAGCAUAGGAGUUCCAUGGACGCUACAUACAUGGUUGGAGUCUUUGCGAACUUCCUUUCAGCAGCACAGAAGGCCUCUCAUCCAAUGCUUGUUAAAGGAAUUUAAAUCCAUUCAGGAGGAAGAGUACACUGAGGAGCUCAUCACACAUGGGUUGCCUUUGAUGUUUGAGAUACUGAAAGCAAGUAAGAAUGAAGUGAUAAGUCAGCAACUGUCUGUCAUUUUCACUCAUUGCUAUGGACCUUAUCCUAUUCCAAAGCUUGUUGAAAUCAAACGAAAGCAGACCUCUCGUUUAGAUCCCCAUUUUCUUAACAAUAAAGAGAUGUCAGAUGUUACAUUUCUGGUGGAAGGAAGACCAUUUUAUGCACAUCGAGUGUUACUAUUUACUGCAUCCCCAAGGUUUAAAGCGCUGCUAUCUAGCAAACCCUCAGCUGAGAACACUUGUAUUGAGAUCAGCUAUGUGAAGUACCCCAUAUUUCAGCUGGUUAUGCAGUAUCUUUACUAUGGCGGUGCAGAAUCACUCCUAAUUAAGAAUAAUGAAAUAAUUGAGCUUCUCUCUGCUGCUAAAUUCUUCCAGCUUGAAGCUUUGCAACGACACUGUGAGAUCAUCUGUGCAAAAAGUAUAAACACAGAAAGUUGUGUGGAUAUUUAUAAUCAUGCCAAGUUUCUCGGAGUCACAGAACUAUCCUCCUAUUGUGAAGGCUACUUUCUAAAAAAUAUGAUGGUCCUCAUUGAAAAUGAAGCUUUCAAACAGCUGUUGUAUGACAAGAAUGGAGACACGUCUGGUCAGAAUGUACUACAAGACUUACAGAGGACGUUGGCGACACGGAUUCAGUCAAUUCAUUUGUCUUCUUCAAAGGGCUCCGUUGUAUAA
Messenger RNA from Emys orbicularis (European pond turtle), 3159 nucleotides. It is a transcript of the gene ABTB3, whose product is annotated as ankyrin repeat and BTB domain containing 3. Lineage: Eukaryota; Metazoa; Chordata; Testudines; Emydidae. Bases 1 to 3159 code for a protein of 1052 amino acids. The transcript is spliced from 17 exons. The record is from RefSeq and is a predicted model, not a curated record. Gene Ontology annotation, molecular function: protein heterodimerization activity; DNA binding; structural constituent of chromatin. Gene Ontology annotation, biological process: SMAD protein signal transduction. Gene Ontology annotation, cellular component: nucleosome.